UGGAAGUGAUUUUGAUAUAAUUGAGUAUAAUCUUAAUUGAAAGAUGGUAUUAUCAUAGCCCAGUGAUUUUGCUAGUUAUUCUAGAUGUUUGCCUACAAGUAGUUUUGCUUUAUAUUAACUCUCUCCCUUUUUCUCCCCCUCUUCCUUUCCUACUAACACAAGAGACGAAAUGCGAGAUCAGGCACAAAGACUCAUGAAGAGACGAGAGUCCGCGGAAAACAACAGCACCCUUGUCAACAUCGAGAAAAAACUCUCUAACAUCGAACACAGGCUCAGCUUUAUAGAGGAACAGAAUAAUGAGAUACAACACAAGAUACGGACAAACAUGAGGACUGAACACCUCAGUGAAAAAGAGAUGAUUUCUGGAGCCAGCUCUGAGUCCGGUAUUGAUAAAGCAGAAAUGGACGAUGGUCAAUACCUGGUUUCUGACCAUGAGGUAGAGGAAAUAUUUAGCAAACAGAGUGAUAUUCAAAAGCGGCUGGGAUGCAAACACGACAUGGAUGGAUGUACUAUCAGCAAGAUCAAGAUUCACAAGAAGAGUGGGAAGACCAAGGAGUCUGCUGAUGUUCACAUAUGGGACAUCUUGUCACAUGACAAGACAGCCGCUGGGGCUGAAACCAUGAUAAAACUGUUAAAGGUUUAUCCCAAUGUACACAAAAGAGCUAGACAAGGGUGGGAGAAGAAUGAAUUUGAUACAGCUAAUGAGCUGACUCUUGGGGUUCCAAGUAAAAUAAGGAGAAAGAAAAUGAAAUCUCCUCAGAAACAUGUAAAGAACCCUUUUUCUGAGAGAGAAAUAGUUGGUAGUGCCAUCAAGCCUACAUGUAGGUUUUGUAGGUGCCAGGCAGGCAAGAAUGCCCAGGGGAAGGAUGACAGCCUCAACUUUGACUUGAGGAGAGACCAAACAAUUCAUAGUUUCCCCACUCGGAAGCCAAGCAACCGCCUGCUGGCUCACCCUAGGGUGGAAUGCGAGUGUCGUCAGGACCCUUGGGCCAAUAAGGGCCUCAGUCCCUUCCUGACGGUGACUGGGAAACACGUCCCUCUCCGUGACAGGGAUAUACUCUACACUUGAACUGUUAAACGUUUCAAAAAUGAAACACCCUACUCACAAACUCACACUAACAUAGCUUUCUGGAAUCUUCUCAUGUGCAUUCAUAGACAAAGUGCAAUAUCUUUUUGUACAUUUUGAUAAUUUAUAGUGAAUUUAUAUUGUCCUUUGCAUCAAAAAUU
Messenger RNA from Mya arenaria, 1227 nucleotides. RefSeq lists its product as uncharacterized. Lineage: Eukaryota; Metazoa; Mollusca; Bivalvia; Myida; Myidae. The record is from RefSeq and is a predicted model, not a curated record. The transcript has a single exon. The coding region runs from base 170 to 1069 and encodes 299 amino acids.